Molecule: messenger RNA, 3425 nt
Organism: Paramormyrops kingsleyae
Lineage: Eukaryota; Metazoa; Chordata; Actinopteri; Osteoglossiformes; Mormyridae
Gene: arhgdia
Product: Rho GDP dissociation inhibitor (GDI) alpha
Biological process (GO): Rho protein signal transduction
Cellular component (GO): membrane; cytoplasm; cytosol
Molecular function (GO): Rho GDP-dissociation inhibitor activity; protein binding
Source: RefSeq, a predicted model, not a curated record
GGCGAGACGCCCGUUUGGGGCGCGUUCACGGAGCCGUUCCCAGCGAUGCGCGGUCCCGCUUCCGGAAGCGUAUAGUGCGGGCGGCUCCGCUCUCCGAUCGCCAUUCUAGUCCCACGGAGUGCAGCGGUAGGAGCACUUUGCGCUUAGAGCUCAGAACAUGGCUGAACACGAGCCCACCCCAGAGCAGCUAGCCGCCAUUGCUGCGGAGAACGAAGACACGGAGUCUGUGAACUACCGGGCUCCGGCCCAGAAGUCCCUGCAGGAGAUCCAGGAGCUGGAUAAGGACGAUGAGAGCCUGCGGAAGUACAAAGAGGCCCUGCUCGGCUCGGCGCCUAAGGCUGCAGAUCCCAGUGUCCCUAAUGUGCAGGUGACACGGCUGACCUUGGUUUGUGACGCUUCCCCUGCUCCCCUGACACUUGACUUGCAGGGUGAACUUGAUGCAUUGAAAAAGCAGUCCUUUGUGUUGAAGGAGGGAGUGGAGUACAAGAUAAAAAUUAAUUUUAAGGUGAACAAAGAGAUUGUCUCUGGGCUCAAGUAUGUUCAGCAGACCUUCAGGAAAGGAGUAAAGAUUGACAAGUCUGACUACAUGGUGGGAAGCUACGGGCCGCGAGACACCGAGUAUGAGUUUCUAACUCCCAUGGAGGAGGCGCCGAAGGGCAUGCUCACCCGCGGUACCUACAACAUCAAAUCCAAGUUCACUGACGACGACAAGCACGACCACCUCUCUUGGGAGUGGAACCUAAACAUCAAGAAGGACUGGAAAGAUUGAGCUGCCCUCAGAAUCAUCAUCUUCCCUCUUGUUUCCUAGUCCCACCCCCAACACAUGCACACUUGCUUAACUUCAGUAACCACCAAGUUUCCUUCUCUCUCUCUCUCUCUUCCCCUCCCCCCAUUUUAUACCUUGCUCUUAUGUGCCCCAAAGCAUCCAGUGCUUCUCAGCUGUUGUCCAUGCUACUUGAAGGAAAAACCAUUCCUUUCCCCUCCCAACAAAAAAAAAAAAUGGCGUCUUCCACAGAAAACAUGGAAGCUUUUUUUGAUAGGUUUGUGUAGGAGAAAAUACUGGCCUACCCCAGCCUUUGUGUUUUGGUGGGUGUUUGUUUAAAGGAUAUGAAGACACAUGAACAGAUGGUGAUUUUUUUUUUAACCAUUGCACUCAUUCACUCAUUUUAACAUGACGAUGUUUUUCUGUUUCCCUAAUCAUUCCCUGCCUCCAAACCCCUCCCCAAUCCUUUUUUCCACAUUCCUAUUUCAUGCUGGAUGUAUUUUUUUUUUCUCUAAAUCAAGAACUGCCUUCCUUAGUAUUUAAUGAUUGCGAGGGAUGUGCUGUAUUGGUUACACUGUUCCUUAACAUGUAUUUUCACUUUUUCCUUGUGGUCUGGGGAUCACAGGAGUUUUAAACAGGCUCCUUCUCUGCCUUAUACUGAAUGAUUGAAACAGGGACAGACAUGCUUGAGAAGUGUAAAUGUUCAUGUACACGGGGUUCAAGAUUUUUACACAGCUGUCCAGCCAAGAUAUCGAGGUUUGAGUCGUGCUGAGGACCGCAGAUGCCUCUUUGAUGUUCAGUCCAUUCAUUUCUUUUGAAAUCUGUUAAAGGCUGCUGCAAGAACCAACUGACAACUGAUCCCAGCUCUGUUCAAAUUAAUUUCAUGCAGUGAGGGGCAGUGAAAUACAAAGGCCUCUUGCUGCCUUCCUCCUUUUCUGCCUCUUACAGGACAAACACACCACCCUGUAAAGUGUAGUCAAGCCUCUAGGUAUCUCGUCCCACAAUUACAGCUGAAAGAUAUGAUCAGCAAUGAUUUAGCGUGGUAGUCAGUACUCUGCUGUCAUGUGGCCUUAAUGGAGACUCGAGUUGCUAAACAAUGAGAGAUUACAUGUAAUGAGAUUACCUUUGCCUUAGCACUGCACCUCAUUACCCAGAUGGUGGGCUCUCAGACCCUUAGGGUAAAAAGGGCAAAAUGUGGAAGAUCUGGCAAGAUCACCAUCUGCUGCUGACAACCAUGAUGGUGAUUGCCUCGAUCUGUUAUAGCAGUCUUUCCCAACCCUACCCUCGGGCACCCCCUAGCCGCUCCACAUUUUUGCCCCCUCCCAGCUCCCUACUGGUUUCGGAAACACUGCAUUAUAGAAACCGGUGCAAGAGAAUCCAUACUUUAAAGAUGUGGGUUGAAGACCUUUUGCCCUCUGCGCAUGAGAAGUGACCGUUUAAAAGUGACUUUUGCACAGCCUGGAAGGUGUUUGUUAAUGACUGACUAGUAGAUGAGUAUGCAAGCUUUCUGAAUUGCCAGAACUGCUAUAGAAAGGGUUAGGGCUACCAGUGAUGACCAGACUUGUUUGGCAUAAUUGUUGUGCUACCUCAGCGUGUAUUAAUGAAAGUAGAGGCUGUAUUUAGCGGGUUGCAUGUAUCACACACCCAGAAAUGCAGAUAGAAAUGCUUAUCGUUUGUGAUCCUUUUAUCAUUGUUUUUGUGAGACAUCUGGUGUGAAGCUUUCAUCUUUCGGAGUGCUCUGAGAUGCUGUAUGCUGAAGUAUUUGUUGUAGGUUGGAGGCUUACUUUGUUAAUAUCACCUAUACAAAAGCUGCACUGUAAAUGUCCUGGGAUGGACGAGUUGGUUAACCAAAGGUGCUUUAUUUUGAGUACUGAUUCUGUGGAGUAUUUAGGUGUCAGUGAAACCCUCCUGCACCUUUCAUCCCCAAAAAUGUCCAAGUUUCUCCUCUUGGAUCCACACUAGGACUAGUUAUUGUGACUGGCUUUCAGGGACUAGACAUGUCGUGGCUUGUAGCUGUGUAAUUUUCUUUAACCCCAUUUUUAUACUCCAUUUACCUUAUGUUUGAUGAUACGAUUGUAUUUUGUGUGCUAUUUCUGUGACGCCUCGAUUAUUCAGAUUGUGUCAUUCUGGACCAGCUGUUCAUCAGUCACCAUUAAAGUGUUCAGACUCAAAAUGGCUGACUUCCUCUUGCUUCCCCUGUCUGCUAACAAAUCGGAUCUGACCAACACUGUCUCCAGGAAUGUGAAUGAGUGAUCCAGCUCUCCUGUCAGUCUGGUAUUUUUGAGCCAGCAGUCUGUAAAAGAUGACAGUGACUUGAACUAAGAUAUAAUUAUUUGUCUUCAACAAGUGAUUUGAUAACAAAGGGUAUUGUAAUUGCCAGUGUUUUUAAAACAGAUGUUUGCCUAUAGAAAUGCAAGGAAAUGUGCUCUUUUUAGUUUGUCAGGCAGUCUUAGGAGUCACCGCAAUAGGCAAAGGGGUUCAUAUUAACAGGGAAAGAAUUAGCAUUGCUGUUCUGUGAUUUUAUUUUUUUUCUGAAAUGGAUUUUUUGACUGUUAAAGAUCGAUAUACACCAUGAUUAAAAAUCAUUCAUGGAGAAGUGGCAUAUCCAAUAAUGUAACCUGCCUUAUUGAAUGCGUAGAGAUCAGUAAACUGCCACGUUUCA